Molecule: messenger RNA, 414 nt
Organism: Fomitopsis serialis
Lineage: Eukaryota; Fungi; Basidiomycota; Agaricomycetes; Polyporales; Fomitopsidaceae
Product: histone H3
Exons: 4
Coding region: 1-414 (137 amino acids)
Cellular component (GO): nucleosome
Molecular function (GO): DNA binding; structural constituent of chromatin; protein heterodimerization activity
Source: RefSeq, a predicted model, not a curated record
AUGGCACGUACCAAGCAAACCGCCCGCAAGUCCACCGGUGGCAAGGCGCCCCGUAAGCAACUUGCAGCUAAGUCUCGUAAGACCGCCGCACCGACACAGACGGGCGGCGUGAAGAAGCCUCAUCGCUUCCGGCCGGGGACCGUGGCCCUUCGGGAGAUUCGUCGGUACCAGAAGUCGACCGAGCUCCUGAUUCGCAAGCUUCCGUUCCAACGUCUAGUUCGUGAAAUCGCUCAGGAUUUCAAGACCGAUCUCCGCUUCCAGUCCUCGGCUGUCAUGGCUCUCCAAGAGGCUUCGGAGGCAUACCUCGUCUCGCUAUUCGAAGACACCAACCUUGCGGCUAUCCACGCGAAGCGUGUCACCAUCCAGCCAAAGGACCUUGCACUCGCGCGCCGUUUGCGUGGCGAGCGAUCAUGA